GAUAACAAGUCUUAUCUUAUCUGCAUUCUUUACUUGUGGUUGGCCAAUCUUUUUCCUUUUGAGGAAACGCGCUCAGAGACAAGGGCACUCUACUCAGUAUUUGAUUCAGUAAUGAGUAGAAAUUUUCAAAAAAACGUAUAUUUGUUCAGGUUUGAGGAUUGUCUAAGAGUUAAUGGAAACGUAAUUCUUCCCACCACUAUUGAAAGGGCCGCAACAAGAAGGUCAGGCUCGGGACAAUAUCAACAAAAUGUGCAGUUUUCGACAAACAUGUCAAAAGAGAUGGUCACACAGAGACUCCAAGAGGCUUUUCCCUCCUUUAACUUGAAUGAACGAUUUUUCUGCGCAGCUGUCAGUCAAGCAAGUAAUGCAUUUCAGUUUCAUGGGGUCCCGCGCAUAUGGGAUGGGAUGACAAUUAGGAGAAACUUAAGAGGUAACUCAGCUCUCAACAUUAUCAUGGAUGGGCCUGUUGAACCUGAUCAAGGUUUGUUACAAUGGAUUCAAGAUAACCUUCAUUAUGAUGUUACAAUUGACCCAGCACAAAGUCCUUUGUUGGGUGGACCUCCUUUCUGUAUUGAAUUUAUGCCAGGUCUUCAGCCAGAGAUUACUUCAGGGUUUGCUAUAUUCAAAAAGUCCGAAGAUGUUUUGGGUACUGUUGAGUUGGAAAGAUCACGGUUGGGUAAUUACCUAUCUGGGCGCCGCAUUCCAGCCGCUAGAGAACCUGGUAUCGCUGAUGUGGAAAUCGAAUCACAGGAUAGAAUACGUCUUGGGACUGCAAGGAUAUUCUACUAUCUAGAUGAAGAGCAAGCUAAAAGGAUGGUCCGACAGCCACAAUCGUUCCGAAAGCUUUGUGAGGACAUAAACCAACAAUCAGUGGACAACUCUAAUACCAGUGCUGGCACAGCACAAGCUUCGUUACCUUUUGGACAUGUCCAGCAAGUUCAGUUAUUAUGCCUCCUGGUUUUCACGGCGGCAAAAGAGGGAGCACAGCAGUUUGUUGAGAUGAUCUUCUCUUGUUCGGCUGGAAGAAUUUUGUUUGAUGUAUAUAGGGGAAGUUCACCUCUGCCAGAAGAAGUUGCUUUGGAACAUGGGAACAAAGAGACAGCUCGUUAUUUUGAAAAAAUAACCAAAAGACUCUCGACCGAGAUAAGCAAUGGUAAAGAAUGUCCGAAGGUGAUCGAUUGGUCAGAACUUGCAAGAGCUGCUAUGAGGGCUCAACAGCCGUCUGAUCUUGCCAACGAAUUAAAACACACUCUUACUAUUGGGCGUGCGGAGGACACGCACCAUUUAGGAAAUCACGCGUUUCACUCAUCAGCUUUCCAAAGCCCAGACUCAAAGGGAACUGCCACAACAAAAUUGAAAGAAAACGGAGUACGUAAUGUUUGGAACCACACAGAAACUCAGUCGAAGUGAUUCUGACACCAGCAAGAACGCUGUUCUCUUUGGUGACAAAGUGUGGGAGCAGAAAUCCUCAUACAAAUAUCUUAGAGUGUACUUGGACUAACAUUUGACUUUUUUCUAAGCUAUUAACAAAGGAGCCAGCCAAUUAAGCUUAUUAUCAGGAUUAGAGAUGGCCUAACUUUUCAGGCUGAAUUAGAUUAUUGUGAUUUUAUAUGGAAUAAUUUAGCACCAAGUAAUCUCGGAAAAUUAGAAAGCCUUCAGACCAGAGCGGCGAAAAUAGUCUUAAAAGAAAAAUCACUGUCAGAUGAGUAGUUACUUCAACAGUUGGGUUAAAAAACCCUCCAUUCACGAUGUAUGAUACGUAGAUUGACGUUUGUUUUCAAUUGACGUCAUUGAACAUACGUCAUCGUCUCGUCAAUUGACGUCAUCGAGAAUUGUUCUCGAUGUAUGAUACGGAUAUAGAUCGACGUUUGUUUUCAAGUGUCUUUAGUCAGACGAACCAGAAAUUUUCAUGAACUAUUAUAGUAUGUUUAGUCAUUCUAAGGUUACCCGUAGAAAUGGCAUAGAUAUUAUAAUUCUAAGGUUUGAACAGAAGUGGCAAAAAAGGUUUGUUUUUAUGCUGGAGCCUAAGCAUUCAAUGAUUUGUCGCCUGAAUCAUUAAAAUCAAUCAAGUCAUUAUCUGAGUUUUUGACACGACGUCAAAGUCUUUCUGUUUUGCAUACAAAAUAAGAUGUAAAAGCGUUUCCGGUUCCGCUUUUUAUUUA
Molecule: messenger RNA, 2162 nt
Organism: Stylophora pistillata
Lineage: Eukaryota; Metazoa; Cnidaria; Anthozoa; Scleractinia; Pocilloporidae
Source: RefSeq, a predicted model, not a curated record